UCUUUGAAACGGGAUAGAAAGUUUGUCAGUGACACGCGAUUGCUUCGGUUCCUGAUGGUCUGAAAUACAGCUUCCCUAAUUCCGGCUGCUGUUUUGGAUCGCCGGCUAGCCAGGAUGGCGGAGGUCAGCCGGAGAUUGGGGAGGGGAGCCAGCGGGGUCCUGAAUAACCAGUAUAGAGCAUUAAACCCAGGCAGCAGCGGCGACCCAGGGGCAGUCACUGAGCACGUACAAAGGACACAACACAAGGGGGACCCGUCAGCUGGAGCCCGAGCUUUGUCAGGCAGCGGAACUUUGAUACCCGCCGGCGACCGGUGCCAAUGUCAGCUGUGCAAUCUGUCACCGGUCUGUCACCAAAGUUUGCAGAUCUCGGUAAGUCGUGCACGGAAUCCGACCAGGAGUAGCAGCUGUGAUAAAGCUGGGAUAGUGCGCAAUGAACCUUCACCCAGCUGCGAAGAUGCGUCUUUUUCGACCUUAGAUUUAUAUCUGGGAGUAAGGAGAAGCGCCCCCACCUUGCUAGGACCCAUGUCGGAUUUCGAGGAGGCGGUGUUGGUUUUUGUUAGUGACAGGCUGUUAUUAAAGGAGGGGGCUGUUAGGAAAGAAAGAGACGGGCAGCUGCAUUCACUGGCUGAAGCCUUCCUUGUGUGCAAAGCCAGUGCAAGCACUUUCUUGGACUUUAGUGAUACGAAUGGAUCAUUUUCAAUUGGCGCUGCUGACCCGGGCUUGAAGAGAAGCCCUUAUCUCGGUUGGGGUGCAACAGGGUUUAAUAAAGGCAGGUGGAGACAUCGGCUCCAGCAGGGAGCUCUUUGCAGCGGUUGGAAGGCGGUCUUGCUGCAGCCUCAACCCCCCUCGAGUCUCUCUUCAGCUCGGUCUUACACUAAAAACAACAGAACCAACGGCAGCCCCCCUCUCUAUAAAAGCAAAACGGCUUAUUAUGAUAUCCUAGACGUGAGCCCCAGCGCCACUCAAGCCCAGAUCAAGACCGCGUACUACAAGCAGUCCUUCGUCUACCACCCGGACAAAAACGCGGGCAGCGAGGGGGCCUCCGUGCGCUUCUCGGAGAUCAGCGAGGCGUACAACGUGCUGGGCAGCAUCGCGCUGCGGAGGAAGUAUGACCACGGCAUCCUGAGCCAGGCUGACGUCCAGAGAGCGGACAGGCCCUCGCCUAAGGACACGCCGGGCCCCAGCUCAACCAGUCAGCGCAAGACAACGCGCGCCACGCCGGCCCCCGGGGUGGGAGACAAGCCCGUCUUCGAUUUUGAUGCCUUCUACCGCGCUCACUACGGCGAGCAGCUGGAGCGGGAGAAGCUGCUGCGGUGGCGCCGGGAGCAGCAGCGGCAGCGGCAGCAGGACCUGCACCGGCGCUGGCAGAUGGGCAAGAUGACCGAGGUCUCCGUGGGGUUGCUGUUAGCGCUUGGGUUUGGCAUCCUGAUUAGCACGAAUUCUUGAGAUGGAAAUGCUGCUCAGGUUUAUGAUGCAAAAAACUGGCGGUAAAUUGUUCAGCUAGUAGACAGCCUGGUAUUUUACAUACUUGUAAAUGACAAUUUAGACUAACAAACUCCCAUGCACUGUCAGAACUGCUGGGGACAAAAUGAUCCUAUUGUAUUGAUCUGUUAUCAAGUGGUACGGUAUGUAGCCACUCCUGUGUUUUAUCUAAAUGGAAUCCCUAAUCAGCUUUUAGAAUCGUCACAUUGAAGUGUUAGUCUGAAAUGUGUCCAGUGGCACAGACUGUUGAGGCAGUUACUUCAGUAGAGCACACUAAUCCACAUCAAUAUAUAUCAUGUAUAUCGUAUCUCAUCAAUACAGCAGUGCCACAUUGGUUAGUUUCUUUAACCCUACCAUUGUAGCUGCUGUACAGUAGAAAUACAUUGUGUUACUGUAUUGUAAAUAGAGAGCGCAGUGGACCCGGUGUUGGCUGUCAGAUAUUGUAUAUUGUUAGCCUAAUGUAUUUUCUGUCAAGGGGAUGGGUGUUGGAGGUACCCCACAUUGUGGAUCAUGAAUCAGGCCUGAUUGUGUGAGAGGUGCCUUGGUCUCAUUUGAAAAAGCCAGCGCUCUUAAUGGAAAUGCAAAGAGGGAUGUUCCGUGUGUAUUUAUUGAAUAAAGGAGUGUGACCCAUCAGUACAAAAUGUGACAUACAGUACACAAUACAACAAUGUGUUGGGUUUACUAUUAAAAAGAACUCACUUCGAAAAGAGCUGAUAAUGCAUCUGGAACGUUAAGCAAACUGAAUUACACUUGAUGUGAAACAUAGGCAAUAAACACCUAUGUUGAUACACUUAUGCAGAUGACAUAAUUAGCCUCAAUAGUGAUUCUAUUUACACAAUGCAAUUUAGGCUUUUCUUUUCAAGCCCAGGAUUCGCUCCCCUUCUCUCCCUGUACGUAUUUAUAUAGCCCUGCUCACAGCUGGCACCUCGACUUGCAUUACACUGGUGCUCUGUGUAGUUUGAUCCUCUGAAGCAUGUAAUGUUGAAUCGCAAGAAUGAUGCUGCAUUUCCUUUUUGAAAUCAAUUCCCAAUUCCAAUUUCUUGGAAGGAAUUGGGAUUGAUGUUUUAGAGACACAGUGUUUGUUGUGAUUGUUCCACUGCUUGCAUUUGAAUGGCUGGUCACUGAAGUCAUUUGCUGCCGCUGUGAGAAUCUCAUUUUAACAAGGAACUGGAACAGGAACUGGUCCUUUGAAACUCAUUCAUUCUGCACAUUGCACAGCUACCUGUAGCGCUUACUGACUUGUUCCUUCAUGGGCUCUUACAUUUUGCUUUGUCAGCAGUUUUUAUUCUAUUUUUACAGUAAGACAACAGACUGGUGUUUUUUUUUUUUUUUUUUUUAAACAGAUUUGUCACUGUGUUUAUUCACAGAAAUAUAAAGAAAUACAUCACUUUAUACAAAAGUGCACUGACGGUUAGCUGGACGAAUUAUUCAGUUCAGUUUAAAAAAAAAACAGACAAGUUUACCUUCACAAUCCCCCCCCCCCCCAUUCUCUGCUGGUGGGACAGACACAACCGGGAAUGCAUUUACUUUUUUGAUCUAAUGAUCUCACCUCCCCAGCCUUUACACUUGUGAGCCUCUCUGUAUUUGCAUCACCCCUGGGGGAAACGGCACAGAGAGAUAAUGGUUGGACUGGAGAUUUUGUAGGAAUCUUUCAAAUGUAACAGAGCCCACAGUCCUUAUGUGCAGAUCAUCUCCCCGGUGUGUAUCAGAGGGCUUCAUGCACCUCUGUCUGUUUAGAUCAUUAAACCCGACCGCUUACUGAGCGGUUCAACAAAAUACAAGAUGACUGAAGUCUUGUUGUAUUUUAAUAAUAAAUAGUAAACAACGAGAGCCAUGAAUCAUCGUACACACGUUCAUUCAUUUCUAACCCUGUGCUGACAAUACUUCCCGACUCGCACAGAAACCAGAAUAACAACAGAAAAAUACACAGCAAACAACAGCAGCACAGGCAAUAGAGGGGAAGAGCGCAGCUUCACAGUCUAGAUGAACUGUAACAUCAAUGACCUGGCUCAAUGAAACUCUUCACAAACAGACCUGUGGAGCGCCAGCUCUCUCUCAGCACCGACCCGAAGGUUACACUCCAAUGUCGGUGUUGCUUUCCUUACUGCAGCUUUUAAAAAGUACCAUACACCAAAGCAAACAACUCUGUGAAACACAACCCAGGUUUUUGGCAUUGUAAGCAGCGCUACACAAAUAAGUGCACACAGCUGUAGUUUUAGUGUUUGUACUUUUUGAAGGCAGUGCCAUCGUUCAGAUUGACUCUUGGGAUAAGGAACGUUACAGAAGGUUUACGCUAGGAGGACUGCAUAAACACUUACAGCUUCUCAGCCUGGAAAAGAUAUAA
This is a messenger RNA of Polyodon spathula (Mississippi paddlefish), 3826 nucleotides long. It is a transcript of the gene dnajc30b, whose product is annotated as DnaJ (Hsp40) homolog, subfamily C, member 30b. NCBI's taxonomy places the organism in Eukaryota, Metazoa, Chordata, Actinopteri, Acipenseriformes, Polyodontidae. The record is from RefSeq and is a predicted model, not a curated record. Bases 115 to 1446 code for a protein of 443 amino acids. The transcript is spliced from 2 exons.